This is a messenger RNA of Diaporthe amygdali, 2835 nucleotides long. RefSeq lists its product as uncharacterized. The transcript has 5 exons. Bases 1 to 2835 code for a protein of 944 amino acids. Gene Ontology annotation, molecular function: phosphorelay sensor kinase activity. Lineage: Eukaryota; Fungi; Ascomycota; Sordariomycetes; Diaporthales; Diaporthaceae. Gene Ontology annotation, biological process: phosphorelay signal transduction system; phosphorylation. The record is from RefSeq and is a predicted model, not a curated record.
AUGCAAGGCCCUGACUUCGAACAGCUUGCCAAUGCUGGACUCUCCGUCUUCGACCUCAAUUCCGAGUACUUGGCCUCACAAGACUGGUCCAAGACUGCGCUCGGCCAUGCGCCGAGCUGGCCGCAGACUCUCUCCUCCUACGUCGGCAUCGUCAAGGCCUUCCCCCACCCUGCUGCCGUUUUCUGGGGCUCACAUCUCUCACUCAUCCACAAUUUUGCAUGGGGUGUCGCUACAAACAGUCAUGAUGCCCAAGGCGCCCACGCCGUCGACCUGUUCCAGGGAGAAACUCGCGGUGCCCUCCAGUCAGCAGUCACUGGUCGUACGGUCAGGAUAUCGGGCGACUUUUUCUUCAGCAGUACCCCUGACCAUGCCUACGACACACCCGUGCUGAUCUGCCCUCUACUCGAUGACAGAGGCCACCGUCAAGGGGCGCUUGCCCAAUUACUCGACGGCCCACCCUCACAACGCUCGCUCGACAACGAGCUGCUAGGCAGUGGCUCCAAUAUGGCGUCCCCAGACGACAAGUUCAGGUCACAGAACAAUAGCUUUCUCGACAAAUCUGAGAAGGAUCAGGAUGACAUCCUGAGUAAGGCCAUCCCACCCGACAGGCGUGGCGAUUUAGCCGAUGCGGUUUCGAAGCAUGGCCACAUAGACUUGAGACAGAGCCAACUCUUUCAGCGUUUUGCCGAGCUACUGCCCACCGGCCUGGCCAUAUUGAACCACUUGGCCGAGGCUGUUUUUGUCAAUGACCAAUUUUUUAGUCUAACGACCAAGAAGACGUCCCGCGAAUUCCGUUCCUGGCCCGAGAGUAUCGAUCCUCGAGACUAUGAGCGGGUCAUGACUGAAUAUCGUGAGGCGUUCAAGGAACGUAGGGACGUCAAGGUCGACUUUAGAUGUGUUGCUGGUGACGAGGCUGAUAGAAACGACUUGCAACAGCCUGAGAAAGAUGAGUGGCGCAUGUUUCUGCUCCGGCCUCUCAACCCCAGACGCCACUCCGGAUACAUCUGUGCGGUCGUGGAUAUUACGGAAUUGAAAACCGCCGAGCUGACACAGGAGCGCACUGCACGUGACGCAAAGGACCGCAAGCAGCAGCAAGAGCGCUUCAUUGACAUGGUCUCCCACGAAAUCAGGAACCCACUCAGUGCCGUGUUGCACCUCGCCGAGGAGAUCAAGGAAACGAGCAAGGCCAUGUUGGGGCAUGGGCCUCGACCUGACCAGAUCGCAGAACUAAUCGAUGCAGCUGAAACCAUCCUGGUCUGCGUGUCCCACCAGAGUGUUCUGGUAGACGACAUAUUGAACUUCUCAAAGCUGGACAGCGCCAUGAUGUCACUUGCGCCUAGCAUCUCGCAGCCGAAAUGGGCCCUAUCCCAGCAGUUGAAAGUGUUUCAAGCUGAGCUCAAGACCAACCGCAUCGGAUUUGAAUACGCCCUCGAUGUUUCAUUCGAGAAGCAUAGCAUCGACUGGGUGGUAGCAGAUCUCGCUCGCAUCAAGCAGGUGCUUGUGAACCUCAUGACCAACUCCAUCAAGUUCACAGCGAAGAAGAAGGGAGAGCGGCGGAUAACGGUCGCAGUAGGUGCCAGUGUCGAGAGACCAAAAUCAUAUCCACCGAAUGUGGUUUUCUUCGACAAUUACAAGGACGAUGACUUGUCUGUGGACCAGACUCAAUCUCCAGAGUGGGGCGACGGCCCUCCGAUGUUCCUAAUGGUCGCAGUUAAAGACUCCGGGAUUGGCAUCUCCGCCGCAGACCAAGUCAAGCUUUUUGAACGCUUCCGGCAGGCUACACCCAAGACUUCUGAGAAGUACGGAGGUUCCGGCUUGGGUCUAUCAAUUUCGAGGAAAUUAUGCCAAUUGCAUGGUGGUGACAUAGGCGUGGGUUCCAAAGAGGGUGAUGGAUCCACAUUUGGCUUCUAUUUCAAAGUGCGCCGAGCAUCCCCGCCAGCCGACGAGAAUACCACUUCAUCCGGGAGGAGCACUCCUAUGAGACAGCUUUCAACAGAAAGUCUACCGAUCAGACCACGGCUGCCUAGCCGCCCACAAUCUUAUAAGACGCAAAUCGGAAGCAUUGAAGAAGUGACCGGGGACACGGGAAUGGGUACGGAACAAGGUACCCAGUCGGCUGUAGCCAAGGUCUCGGAGAUGCCAGGUGUAGACCAAGUCACGGAUAUAAACCGCACAUUAAUUGACCCGCCAGUGCGGUAUGAAUCUGCAGCGCAUCCAGGGUCAUUCCUAGACGAAAGGGCCUCUCAGACUCAGAAGGCAGCAGAGAAGGUUGAUCAGGAGGCAGGAGAAUUACUCGAGCAACGUGACAAGGAUGAGCUCAAUAAGGCCGAACAGGUCAAUGUCUCGAGCGUGAAGCAAGAGGCUCACCCGCAAGCUCCGUCGCCUGCUAAAGGAACACUGCUCCUCGUCGAGGAUAAUCUGAUCAACCAGAAAGUGCUGAAGAGGCAAUUGCAAAACCACGGAUUCCAAGUCUCCACUGCCAAUAAUGGGCAGGAGGCCGUCGAAGCCGUCGUUGAGCGGGCAAAAGAGCGCGCCGACACAACUGCCGGACCUCGUUCACAGGAGGAACUUGCAAAGUUUUCCUGCAUUCUGAUGGACCAGGAAAUGCCAGUUAAGGACGGUAAUACUGCGGCCCGGGAAAUCAAGGGCUUGCAGGCCAGGGGCGAGGUCGGCAAGUCGCCUAUCUUAGGAGUAAGCGCCAAUGUGAGGGAGGAGCAAACGAAGCUCAUGAAGGAGGCGGGCAUGGAUGAGGUAAUCAGCAAGCCUUUCAAGGUCAUAGACCUAGUCAAGAAAAUUGAUGGCCUGGUGGAGACAUUCGAGAGUGAAAAUAAAUAG